Molecule: messenger RNA, 363 nt
Organism: Saxophila tyrrhenica
Lineage: Eukaryota; Fungi; Ascomycota; Dothideomycetes; Mycosphaerellales; Extremaceae
Exons: 3
Coding region: 1-363 (120 amino acids)
Source: RefSeq, a predicted model, not a curated record
AUGACGAAGUUCGUGGAGGAAGCCCAACACGCAGACAACCACAAGACAGAGGGAAAGUCAGCACGACAGCAGCAAGCGAUCAAGCAGGAUGGCCAACAGCAGCUGGACUUUCUGCCUAUCUUCGAUGAUCGAUCCAUCGGCGUCCCGUUCGUGACGAAGGAGAUUGAGUCCGAUGCGCCUUUCAGCCAGUGGCUCAAGAAGAGGAUGGCGAACGAAGAGAACCCCCAACUGUCGAAGUUCCUGCCGUUGGUCGAUGAUCGUUCCAUCGGCGCUCCGUUUGUCAUCAAGCCGAGUUUGAGCGUGUGGCUCGAGAAGCGGAGGGCGAGGGAGGAGGCGAUGGAGGAUGGACAGCCAUGGGGUUGA